CAUCCAUGAGGGCCUCCUGCCUUCCUGCCCCUCUCUCUUCCCCUCAUUCCUCCAUGUGCCCCCCUCUGCCUCGCCCCUGGGCUGGCCAUGUUCUGCCACCAGACCCACGUGUCACUUUCUUCCAGUCGGCAGUCCCACAAGUGUCAGGUGCCAGGCCUGGGCAGGCUCUGGGCAGCCACAGGGAGGCUGACCGCAAUCCCCUGGAGCUCACCCCAGUCUCUCCACACAGAAGCCCCUCAGUUCCAGUCUCCCUCCAAGCGCCCUCCCUGUGCUCUUUCUCCAAGGCAAAAUCCACCAGGAACCCAUAGCUCUGUCUUUCUCACCCACUGGACUUCUUGCUCUUCCAGAUUACACCGAAGCAACUGCUUUUCGGCCACACUGCCCCCGUGACGUGUUUGGCAAAGGCCAGAGAUUUUGAGAAGCAGCCGUAUGUGGUCAGUGCUGCUGAGAACGGGUCAGUUGCUUUGCACUCCCCAUGUGCCCACCUUUCUCCCCAUUGUAGUGACAAAAAGAGUGGCAGAGAAAUGUGCGUUUGGGACAUCACCUGCGGGGAGUGUGUGGAGGACACCCGCCUUCCCUUCUGCCACACCGCCAUCUGCCUCCUUCCGCAUGACGGGUGAAGGCUGGCUCCUGUGUUGUGGGCAGUAUGACAACAUCCUCAUCCUGGAUGCCAAGACGCUGGCCGUCCUCCAUGCCUUGACUUCUUCCCACACACCAGACUGGGUCAGCUGCAUGUGCCUGGUCCACUCCCCCCGGAUCCAGGAGGACUCCUUGAUCGCUGUCUCGGCCACUGGAGUCCUGAGCGCCUGGGACCUCUCCUCUUCCAUCACCAAGAUCCAGGAGGGGCAGAGGGUCGACGAAAGGGAGUCCACAGCACUGGGUUGCUCCUCCUGCCAGGCCAUCCGCUUUUGCACCUACACUGAACGGUUUCUCCUGGUGAUCUUCUCCACCUGCUGGAAGGUGUAUGAUUACUGUGACUUUUCCCUGCUGUGGACCGAAUGGAGUCCCAGGGGCCAAAGCUUUGCUGGGGGUGAUGUCCUGGCUGCUCACCGGCUGAUCGUCUGGACGGAUGGUGGGCAUGGAUACAUCUACCAGCUGCUGAACAGCGGCCUUUCCCGGAGCAUCCAGCAGCCGUCCGGGGGAGGAGUCCUCAAAGAGACAGUUUACCCUCUUUUACUCUCCUCUAUUGAUGUAGAAGAUGAGAAGCAGAGUUUCUCUUACAUGAUGGGCUUCAUGAAUGAGAGAAAAGACCCCUUUUAUAAGAUCCUUUACUCUGGAGACGCUUCCGGGAGAAUCACAUUGUGGCACAUUCCUGACGUCCCAGUUUCAACUCUAGACGGUUCUCCGAAAGAGAUCCCAAGAGUAGCAUCCUCCACCCUGCAGGAGUCCUUCGACGCUCACCAUCUGCUCAUGGCAGAAGGGUUCUGGGGCCGCCUCUGGGGCAAAGCGGACACUACUCCCACCACCACAUUCACCCUGUACAUCCCUAGCCUCGAUAUGCUGGUGUGUGGCUGUGAAGAUGGCAGGAUUGUGGUUCUGCCAGCUCUGGCUGCUGCCAAGGUCUGCCUCUUGGAGGAUCCAUCCUUCCGGAAAGAUACCUUGCCCUACAGGACGCUCAGCGGCCACAGCAGUGGGGUAACAGCAUUGCUGUACCCACAUGGCCGAUCGGCUCAGUUUGACCCCAGCUGGCUGCUCUCCGGGAGCCAGGACUCCCAUGUCAUCUGGUGGGACAUGUUCACUGGGGAGAAGCUGCACGACUUCUCCUUGCAUGCUGGUCGCAUCACAGAUAUGCUGCUCUCCUCAGAGAAUUACCAAUUUAAGAGCCACCGGCUUGUCUGCUGCCUGUGUGGCGACCACUCCGUGGUGCUUCUGCAUAUCCAGGCCCGGAGGUGCCUCUUGGAGGCCAGGAAACAUCUCUUCCCAGUGAAGACACUGCGGUGGCACCCUGUGGAAAACCUCCUGGUUGUUGGCUGUGAAAACGGCUCCAUUUAUAUUUGGGAUAUUGAGACAGGAGUUCUGGAGCGCCAUGAGAGCGGUGAGAUGGCCAAGGCGAUCCUGGCUUCCUGCGAAGAGUCGGCCAUUGCCACCAUGGCUGACCCCUUGCUCCGGGUGUUUGAAGAAGACGGUUGUGACCAGCACUUUGGGGGCAUACCAGCCUCCUGCUUCACCUCCUUCUAUUCCGGCUCCUGUAAACUUGGAUCCCCCACUUCCUCCAGUGGCCUUCCUUCGCAAGCAAAGUCCUCUUGUCUCUGGCAACCCUCCACCUGCCCUGGCCAAAGGCCGUUUACCAUCCUACCAGUGAAGACGAAAUGGGAGAAGGCAAACUUCCACAUCCUUCUGUUUGAUCUGGAGAAACUGGCAGAGUGGCUGCGAUCCCCUCCGCUCAACAACCUGAGGUCCUCCAACUCCUUCCACAGCUAUGGGGAUCUAAAGAGAGCUAAAAGCUCUGCAACAGAGAAGAGGACGCUGGUGCUAAGGAGGAACCGGACCUCCAGGUCCCUCUUCCCACCAGGUGGGCCGGCCAGGGAGGCUGGGGAUGCACAGGCCUUUGGGGAGAGCCAUGCUGGCGCUGCCCCCAUGACUCGGCCCCUGGACCAAAGCGGGAGCGGCAUCAAAAGGCACAAGAAGCCCAAGAGCUCAAAGAAGGCGAAGCGGCAGUCCUCUGGAAAGAGCAAUGUGCCAGUGGCCACAGAGGUGGGCAAGCUGCUCCUGUCGUGCCUCUUGCCCUGGGGAAUGGACGGGGAGCAGGACGAGCUCUGCAUGCGGUGCCUAGACAUCUGGAGGCUUCUCUCCCCAGUCUCCCUUGGACAGAUUUCGAGAGACAGCCAUCUCUCUCUGGCACUGCCAGGAAAGAGGAAGGCGGUUCUUCCCUGGACGGUGAAACCUGAAGGGAGGAACUUGUUUUCCAGCAAAGUGCUGGACUUGUGUGAUAAGUAUAUGAGCAUCACUCAAGAACAACAAGCCAGACAGAGCAGCAGAAGCACCAAGAGCAGCUCUGAAAGAUCCCCAACUCUGGUUUAUUUGCUGAGCAGGAUAUGUUUAGUCCAGAGGAUUCUGAGGAUGCCUCAAGAAAAUAUUGGUCCACAGAAACCAGAGCCUUCCCGCCCCAAAUGGCGUCCUGCCCCUUCUACUGGGGUCCCCAGUCUUCAACAGGAGCCUGCCAAAUGUGGCAGAGGCCAUGCAAGCGGCUCUACUGGCAGAGGUCCAGUGGGGCAUGAGGAGCCGGCGGAAGUCGCUGGCCAACGGCCAUGGGCAAAUGGGCACCACUGCCAGGGAAGUGUCUGGCCAUGGCCAGCCAGAGAGAAGGAAGAGCCCUCCUGUGCUGGGGUCCAGUGCCAUGGACAAGGGCAAGGGCAGGGGCAUCCUGAUCUCUGCUGGCUUCCUAGAGGCAGAAGAGGUGCCAGCAGCUGCCCAGCGGGGCAGCUUGGAGGAUUCGAAUUACCCAGAGGAGAAGAAGCCUCUGCCCUGGAUAGCCAAGGUGUGUUCCUGCAAAGUGUGCUAGAUUCCUGCCUGGGAAAAGGAGGCUUUGGCCCUCUCUGGCCAGCCCUCCUCAGGCCCUUCUUCCACAGCAGCGCUUGCCAAGCAUUUUCCCUUCUGCUUCCCUUCCUUGCCUCAGUGGACCAAAGACCUCAGACCCUAAGGAAGAAAUGCCCUGCAAUAAAAAGACACAAGAAGAGGACUGGAACCACAGAUCUGCCCUGGUUGCCAAAGCCCUCUGCCAGUGGUCAGCUGAGGGUCCUGGCAGUGCGAAUGGAAAGAGAGAGAGAGAGGAGACCCUUCCCACUUUGAUUCUGCCUCCAUGCAUGAUGGCAAUAUGCUGCUGUCGGGUUUUAUAGAGUCAUGGAAUCAUAACAGUUUGGAAGGUCCCUCAGAAGCCUUCACUCCUCCCUGGGGUCCCUUGCCAUGAUGGAAGACUACCUUGGACUGGGGCAGCGGGGCUGGAGGGCAGGGGCAGCUGUGGAGGGGGGGUCUUUUGGGCACCUCCCAAAGGAGCAGACUCCUGAUGCCCACCCCAGCCCCAGGUCUGGGAAAACUGGGAAUCUUAAUUUACAGGAUUUCACCAUUUGAUGGCCUUCUUUAAGACAUUACAAGUGAUUAAAAGGAGCUAAAUGUAGUCUUUAAAGCUACUCAUGCAUUCUUAAUGGGCAGCCUGUUAAUCGAGGUCUAGGUCAUGAAUUUGAAUGCUCUUCACUAAACACCUCUCUGGCAAAGAAAGCCAAUUUCCCUUCAGGGCAAACAGGAAUUCGUUAAUUGUAAUUAAAUUAAACAUCUGUGACUAACUGGAAAUCCCAAUUUACCUCCUGUGCAACUGCCAAUGGCUAGUUGGCCCUCCUGGCCAUUUUUUGGUUCUGGUGGGACAGUUUGGCCAGAGGGUAGUGGCCCCCAGGAGGGAGUAUCUAGGGCAGGGGUAGGC
Sceloporus undulatus (fence lizard) is the source of this 4414-nucleotide messenger RNA. RefSeq names its product WD repeat domain 72 (gene WDR72). The coding region runs from base 430 to 3789 and encodes 1119 amino acids. The record is from RefSeq and is a predicted model, not a curated record. The transcript has 17 exons. NCBI's taxonomy places the organism in Eukaryota, Metazoa, Chordata, Lepidosauria, Squamata, Phrynosomatidae. Gene Ontology annotation, biological process: protein localization to plasma membrane. Gene Ontology annotation, cellular component: cytoplasm. Gene Ontology annotation, molecular function: protein binding.